GGAAGGAAUGGCAGGCGAGGCAGGGAAGGAGCGAGCAGGCCGUGGCAGGAGCCAGCCAGGCAGGAGACAGACAUUCCAUCCCGAUCUUCCACGCGUCUGCUCGUACCCAACACUGACCUCAACUUUCAACUCUCAUGUCUGUUGUUCCUGCGGCAACAUUGAUCUGCGGCACGCGACGCCCCUGCCCUACCUGCGAAGUGCACUUUCCAAUUCCGCCGCCCUUCCCCUCCCGUCGCCCAACGGCUGCAAACGCUCUCUGCGGCUAGUGGCGCGCGCGUUCACGCACGAGACCUGCGAAUCGCCCCUCCUAAAAACACCGCUCCCACACCCGCAUCCGCUCACCUGUCUCCCGCCGCCGCUGCUUCUCCGAAUCCUCUUCCCCCCGCGCAUCGCAUCACAUCUCUUCUUCCUCACAAGCAGAGUCCAACGUCGCAUGAGAAUUACAUUGCAGCACAAACACACGCACAUCCGCCCCCGUCUCCAACAUCAUGGCGGCCGACACUGUGGCUCCGGAGCGCCACCAGCCUCCGACCCAUCUUAACCUCAACCUCUCCUCCAACAACCCCUUCCGCAAGCGACUCAGUUCCCACUCCAACUCGCCUCGCAGCGUAGAUCCGACCAUGCAACAAUUCCCUUUCCACGCGAAUAACCCGCCCACUACCACCCUCGCCUCCAAAAACCCCUUUCUCGACCCCAGCGAGAACAAGCAGCAGCCCGUGACGAGCAAUACCACCGCCGUGGAUGACAUCUUUCGCGAGAUGUCAGUCUCCAAUGAGAAAGACAAGCCGGCCUUCUCGAACGGACCCCUCCCUAAGAGAGCAGGUACACAAGGCCCGCAACAACGACCUCCGCCCCUCGACGACAGACGCGACCGACCUGCACCGCGUGGACCCCCGCGCCCCGGCGAUAGCCCAGUGAAGCGACCGACCGAACACCGUCGUCGAGCCUCAGAAUCAUCGGUGAUGGAAGCCGAACGAAAGGAUCGCCAUGGCCGAUCUGAGCGUCCGGGUGACCGCUCCGAUCGCCCCACACGCACCGAGUCGGAAGAGCGCAGGCGCCGCGAAAGACGCCGUGAACGUGAAGAGCGGCAUAAACGUGAAAAAGAACGAAUCGCGGCUGGCGGAAAGCCGCGAAAAGGCCAACGCCAUUUGGAUCUUAUUGACAAGUUGGAUGUCACCGGGGUAUACGGCCAAGGAUUAUUCCAUCACGACGGCCCCUUCGACGCAUGCAACCCUGCGCGUAAUGCGAAGAAAGACCGCCGAGCCCCUAUGCAAGCCUUCCCUGAGGGCUCCAUGAACAUGGCCCUCGGAGGCUCGGGCCCCAACCGCAGCCGCGUCGACCUGGACAAACUCUACGGCCGGGUGGAGGAGAGCUUUAACGACUACGGCGCGACUCGCAAAGCGGACACCACCUCGCGACCCCAAGGACCACCAGAACGAGGCGAGCAAACGCCAUACUUCCACUCUACGGAUCGCACCGAGCCAGUUCACGGCGUCGAAAGCACCGGACUGGGCACCUCGACAUUCCUCGAAGGCGCGCCGGCGAGCAAGAGUGCGCUCCAACGCCACGAAUCCGACGAGAACGCCAUCGAUUCCACCCUAGGCGGUGGCCUGCAGCGGAAGAAAUCCCUCGCUCAGCGUCUGCGCGGCAUGUCCGCCUCUCAAGCCCGACCAGCCAAUCUCGGCAAAUCCCUCCGCACCCCGGAGUCGCGAUGGAACGGCGGGCCAGUCGAGCUCUCCGACGGCCCAGCGCGAGCCACCAGCGCCGGCGGGCCGGCCAAAGCAGUGUACACGAAGGAGAACGAAGUCAACGUCUUCGACAACGAGUACGACCGCGCGUUCGAACGGAGAGGCACGGAGAUCAAGUUCGCGCAGCAGGAAAAGCCGACUUUGUCCUACAACCGGGCACCUGCCAGUCCGCGCGGGGACGGUCUGACUCGCAGUGUGACGGCGGAGGCGGCCAUUGCCAGUCCUACCGAGGAGAAGCCGAGUGUUGGCGGCGGACUGCUGAAUCGCAUGAAGUCGCUCAAGGGCGGCAGGAGGGCACGGCCGGAGCGGAAGGAUUCGACUUCGUGAGGAAGUUCUUGCAUCAAAGAGUGUCUUGUUAGUUUCGGCAUCGUGUAAGAGUGGGCAGAGUGUUUAGGAUAGAGGCUCCCGGAUGGCAAAAAUUGGAAAAAUGGCAUUGCGAGCGCAUUGGAUGCAGAGUGGAAGGCGGAAGGCCUCUGGUCGAGAUGAGAUGCUAGUCAUGGGGCCAGCUGGUUGGUCGCAGACCGCAUCGCAUGCUCCGUCGGCCAUUGGAUAUGGGCGCGGGUUUCGUUUGUCUCGUCAGUUUCAUGUCCAUUCCCAUCAUAUCCAUUCCGCAGAGAAUAGGGGAUCAAGAAUAGAGGCGGG
Neohortaea acidophila is the source of this 2390-nucleotide messenger RNA. Its product is annotated as Pal1 cell morphology protein-domain-containing protein. Lineage: Eukaryota; Fungi; Ascomycota; Dothideomycetes; Mycosphaerellales; Teratosphaeriaceae. The transcript has 5 exons. Gene Ontology annotation, cellular component: cytoplasm. Bases 489 to 2075 code for a protein of 528 amino acids. The record is from RefSeq and is a predicted model, not a curated record.